Messenger RNA from Passer domesticus (house sparrow), 1793 nucleotides. It is a transcript of the gene IRX1, whose product is annotated as iroquois homeobox 1. Gene Ontology annotation, cellular component: nucleus. Gene Ontology annotation, biological process: cell development; regulation of transcription by RNA polymerase II; neuron differentiation. The coding region runs from base 44 to 1453 and encodes 469 amino acids. The transcript has 4 exons. Gene Ontology annotation, molecular function: DNA-binding transcription factor activity, RNA polymerase II-specific; RNA polymerase II cis-regulatory region sequence-specific DNA binding. NCBI's taxonomy places the organism in Eukaryota, Metazoa, Chordata, Aves, Passeriformes, Passeridae. The record is from RefSeq and is a predicted model, not a curated record.
CCGCCAGUGCUGCCGCCGCCGCCUCUGUGCCCGCGCCCCGGAGAUGUCCUUCCCCCAGCUGGGCUACCCGCAGUAUCUCAGCGCCAGCCAGGCGGUGUACGGGAGCGACCGGCCCGGGGUGCUGGCCGCCGCCGCCGCAGCCGCCGCCGCCGCCGCUGCCGCCUCGGGCCGGCCCGCGGGCGCCGAGCUGGGCAGCGGCUCGGCCGCUGUCACCUCGGUGCUGGGCAUGUACGCCAGCCCCUACAGCGCCCCCAACUACAGCGCCUUCCUGCCCUACACCGCCGACCUCGGCCUCUUCUCCCAAAUGGGCUCCCAGUACGAGCUGAAAGAUAAUCCCGGUGUCCACCCUGCUACCUUUGCUGCCCACACUGCCCCCGCCUAUUAUCCCUACGGACAAUUCCAAUACGGGGACCCGGGGCGGCCCAAAAAUGCCACCCGGGAGAGCACCAGCACCCUCAAGGCCUGGCUCAACGAGCACCGCAAGAACCCCUACCCCACCAAGGGCGAGAAGAUCAUGCUGGCCAUCAUCACCAAGAUGACCCUCACCCAGGUCUCCACCUGGUUCGCCAACGCCCGCCGGCGGCUCAAGAAGGAGAACAAGGUGACCUGGGGCUCCAGGAGUAAGGACCAAGAAGAUGCGAACCUCUUUGGGAGUGACAAUGAGGGGGACCCUGAGAAGAAUGAAGAUGAUGAGGAAAUUGACCUGGAGAGCAUAGAUAUAGAUAAAAUCGAUGAGAAUGAUGGGGAGCAGAGCAAUGAGGAGGAGGAGGAGAAACCUGAGCUCCUGAGACAAAGCAGUGAAGAGGAGCACUUGGAAAAGGAGAAGGAUUUGGGACUGUCAGGGUCUGAAGGGCUGAAACCCAAAGAUGCACUGGCUAUAGUGAAGGAGGCCUCUGACAAUAGCACGAGAAUCAUCAGUCCUGGGGGACAAAACAAUUUACAGAUGCCAUCUCACAGCAAACCCAAGAUUUGGUCUUUGGCAGAGACGGCAACCAGUCCUGAUGGUGCCCUGAAAUCUUCUCCUCCUCCGCCCCCUCCUCCCCAGGUUAACCAUACUUCUCCUCAGAUUCAGCAUCCUGCUUUUCUCCCUAGCCAUGGACUCUACACAUGCCAGAUUGGCAAAUUUCACAACUGGACAAAUGGGGCUUUCCUCACUCAGAGUUCCCUUCUAAAUGUGAGGUCCUUUUUGGGAGUAAAUCACCACCAUGCUGCUCAUCACAAUCACCACCUCCAGGCCCAGCAACAAUCUUCUGUUUUAACAGCAACCCUGGGAGCCCUAAACAGCGACAAACCUUCAGAGAGGACCAGUCCCAAACACAUAGAAAGAGAAAAUGUACCAAGAACUGACUCCCCACCCCAGCCGCUAAAAUCGCCCUUCCAGCCUGUCCGUGACAACUCUUUGGCUCAGCAAGAGGGAACACCGAGAAUUUUAACAGCUCUCCCUUCUGCUUGAUUAAAUGAUUUGGUGAAAAAAUAUUACAGAGACUGGUAUUAAGGACAGAGAGAGUGAAAAAAAAGGAAACGGUAUAAACGACUCCCAUCAAUCUCUUUUUGCAAUAAGGUGGUGCAAAUCCAUAAAAGCAUUACACAAAUCUGUAGAUGGAUCCCCUUCCUCAUUGUACCAUUUCAGAUCGUGUUAUUCUAACCAUUCUUGGAUUAUUUGUUUGGUAAAUGUUUCCCAUGUGUUUGUGGUUUUCUUUUUUCUGUAUAUAGAGUGAUUUCAGAUUGUAAAUAACACGUCAGCAAAACUUGUCUAAAUCAUAUAUUUUUGUCUAAUAAACUAAAUGAAAUUA